AAUAUCGCAAGGAUUGCGUCGUCCACGGUGCUCAGUUGAAUUCCAUUGCCGUCCAUUAAAACAGCCGACUUGGAAAAUACAAUAUCAAAGUGUGCUCAGUUUUACCACAAGCUCGCGUGCGUAAUUAUCGUCAAGGAUGACAUAUUUGUGGAGCGAGGAUAUUAAGAAACGCUCCACGCAUGUAUAAGGUACGCAUCUUCGACCCCGCAUUGCCUGGCAAAACGGAACAAUUGGUGGAUAAUUCUCCUCGUGACUUCAGUUGAGCAUAUUUCAUCGCUGAAAUACAGAGGAACUCGAAUGUGUGUUCUGUCAUGAGUCCAGCCGGGUGUUCCCAUGUGAACGGUUUCAAAGUGGACAACUGGAAGCAGAAUCUGCGGGUCAUAUACCAGUGCUUUGUGUGGAGUGGCUCUGCCGAAACCAGGAAACGCAAGGCGAAGUCAUGUAUAUGUCACAUGUGUGGAGCUCAUUUAAACCGACUUCACUCCUGUCUCCAUUGUGUGUUCUUCGGCUGUUUCAGCAAGAAACACAUCCACGAGCACGCCAAAAACAAGAGACACAACCUAGCUAUAGACCUUUUGUAUGGUGGAAUAUAUUGCUUUGUGUGCCAAGACUACAUAUACGACAAAGACAUGGAGCAGAUUGCCAAAGAAGAACAAAGAAAAGCAUGGAAAUUGCAAGGUAUUGGAGAGAAAUAUUCAAUGUGGGAGCCUACGAAACGAGAACUGGAGUUGCUGCGACACAACCCCAAACGAAGAAAAAUCACAGCAAACUGCACCAUCGGAUUGAGGGGUUUGAUAAACCUUGGGAACACAUGCUUUAUGAACUGUAUUGUUCAGGCUCUCACACACACUCCGCUGCUGAGGGAUUUCUUCCUGUCCGACAGACACAAGUGUGAGAUGCAGUCCAACUCUUGCCUAGUGUGUGAAAUGUCUCAGCUCUUUCAGGAGUUCUACUCGGGUCACCGCUCUCCUCACAUUCCCUUCCGGUUGCUGCACCUCGUCUGGACUCACGCACGACACCUCGCUGGAUACGAGCAGCAGGACGCUCACGAGUUCCUCAUCGCUGCUCUGGAUGUGCUGCAUAGACACUGCAAAGGAGAUGACAAUGGGAAAAAAGCCAACAACCCAAACCACUGCAACUGCAUCAUUGACCAAAUCUUCACAGGAGGCCUGCAGUCUGACGUCACCUGCCAAGUCUGCCAUGGGGUUUCCACAACAAUAGACCCGUUCUGGGACAUUAGCUUGGAUCUUCCGGGUUCGUCCACCCCGUUCUGGCCGCUCAGCCCGGGCAGUGAUGGCAGCGUGGUGAACGGAGACAGUCACCCCACCGGAGCGACCACACUCACAGACUGCUUACGCAGGUUCACCCGACCUGAACACUUAGGAAGCAGCGCCAAGAUCAAAUGCAGUGGUUGCCAUAGUUACCAGGAGUCCACCAAGCAGCUGACUAUGAAGAGACUUCCUAUUGUGGCGUGUUUCCACCUGAAACGGUUUGAGCAUUCAGCGAAGCUCCGGCGGAAGAUCACCACCUACGUGUCCUUUCCUCUGGAGCUGGACAUGACGCCCUUCAUGGCCUCCAGUAAAGAGAGCCGAAUGAACGGACAGUACCAGCAGCCAGUGGACUCAUUAAACAACGAUAACAAGUAUUCUCUGUUCGCGGUGGUGAAUCAUCAGGGCACGUUGGAGAGCGGCCAUUACACCACAUUCAUUCGGCAGCACAAGGACCAGUGGUUUAAAUGUGAUGACGCCAUUAUCACUAAAGCCAGCAUUAAAGACGUUCUGGACAGCGAAGGGUACUUGUUAUUUUACCAUAAACAGUUCCUUGAAUACGAAUAAGCCCAGAUCCAGAAGCGGUCCGAGUCAAAAGCUGUGAAGGGAAGAUCAUAUGAGUGAUGGCGGGAUGGAGAGCAGGAAGAAGCAUCCGGCCUGACACUUGCUCAUCCCAGGAGAGCUGGCAAGAACAGAAGAGUAAAAAUGCAGCCUUUCUCACUUCAGAAAAUAAAAACAACAAAAUAAGAAAUGAAAUUUAAAAAAAAAAAUAAAAUAAAAAAUGACACAGCUAAACCAAUCUGCACUGAGCAACCGGAGCAUACUUGACAGAAAGAGGAGGAGAUGAUGGAGAAACCUCCGGCACUACAGACACACACAGACUGACAUCUCAUCACGCGCACUUCACUUUUAGUUGCGUUUUCACGAAGAAAGAAUAUAGAGCAUUCACGUGCAUCAGUUCCCCUCAUCCUCAAAUGAUUUCUCGAGAAGUAUAUGAGGGGAAAAAUAUUCCUUUUUUAUUUCUUCGUAUGCAUUAUUGAUGUACUGAAUGCAAAAGAAAGGUGUUAUUGACUUCAGCGUAAACCUAUAUUGUUGGUUGAGUUUGGAAAUACUGUCCUUGUCCAGCACUUUUUAUUAUUUUUUCAUUCAGAAAAGCUCGUUUUUGUCGUCAUUGUCGUUUUUUUUGUUUUUUUUUUUGGUUGAGGGCUGAAAAUGUAUCUCGCACACACACACGCACACAUAAAUCUAUAUAUAAAUAUAUUUUUAUAAGUCCUUCAUUUCCUGUUUACGUGUCCUAUACCACCAUCUUUUCUCUUUAUGUGCUUAAAGUCUUGGAUAUGAGUGGAAAGAAGGUAUUUUUGCUUCGUUGCGUCAGAUCUUUGGUUGGACAUGAGAAGUUUCAGUUGCAGAUGAAUGUGGCUGCAGGUUUGUUUGGUUGUGAAGGCUUGUGUUUCAGACGCAUUGUGAAUGAAGACGUUUUCUUUCUGUUCGUGUGAUGCCUGUCGCCACCAUGGCUCGAUUCAGCAGUGUUAUCCUCAGCCACAUGUCGAGUGUGAGUGUGUGUGCGCAUGUAUGCAUAUCACGUGUAUAUGUGUGCUGUUGAGCGUGCGUGUGUGUGUGUGUGUGCGUGCGCAUGCAGGUAUGUGGGCACCUGUGUGUUGGUGGUGUUAAUGUGUGUGUGUGUGUGUGUGUGUGUGUGUGUGUGUGUGUGUGUGUGUGUGUGUGUGU
Ctenopharyngodon idella (grass carp) is the source of this 2996-nucleotide messenger RNA. It is a transcript of the gene usp22, whose product is annotated as ubiquitin specific peptidase 22. The record is from RefSeq and is a predicted model, not a curated record. Gene Ontology annotation, biological process: protein deubiquitination. The coding region runs from base 312 to 1835 and encodes 507 amino acids. The transcript is spliced from 13 exons. Gene Ontology annotation, molecular function: zinc ion binding; cysteine-type deubiquitinase activity. NCBI's taxonomy places the organism in Eukaryota, Metazoa, Chordata, Actinopteri, Cypriniformes, Xenocyprididae.